AUGAAAUUGAUAGUUCUUGCUGUCACUGUUGGCCUAACUUUGCUGCUAGGAGUCCAAGCCAUGCCUGCAAAUCGCCUUUCUUGCUACAGAAAGAUACUCAAAGAUCGCAACUGUCACAACCUUCCAGAGGGAGUAGCUGACCUGACAAAGAUGGAUGUAAAUGUCCAGGAUCAUUUCUGGGAUGGGAAGGGAUGUGAGAUGAUCUGUUACUGCAACUUCAGCGAAUUGCUCUGCUGCCCAAAAGAUAUCUUCUUUGGACCAAAGAUCUCUUUUGUGAUUCCUUGCAACAAUCACUGA
Messenger RNA from Puma concolor (puma), 297 nucleotides. It is a transcript of the gene SCRG1, whose product is annotated as stimulator of chondrogenesis 1. The record is from RefSeq and is a predicted model, not a curated record. Gene Ontology annotation, cellular component: Golgi apparatus; neuron projection terminus. Lineage: Eukaryota; Metazoa; Chordata; Mammalia; Carnivora; Felidae.